GGGAUCAACCUAGUAUAGCAACGCUCGCUGGUCUCUCCUGUCAGCAACAGAGCUGUGUACUUCGCGAAAGUUUUAAACUAUGGCCACGUCCACCAGCUCCACGCCGACUUCUAGUUCCCUGGCGACGACCGACUACGUCUCUCGUCUCAGCUAUCUCCGGCACCUUGGGUCGAGCUCCGUUCCUGGCCCCAGCGGCGUGGUGGUAUCCGCUUUCCCAGCAACA
Molecule: messenger RNA, 223 nt
Organism: Geodia barretti
Lineage: Eukaryota; Metazoa; Porifera; Demospongiae; Tetractinellida; Geodiidae
Source: the annotation of a GenBank genome assembly